Molecule: messenger RNA, 9570 nt
Organism: Pongo pygmaeus (Bornean orangutan)
Lineage: Eukaryota; Metazoa; Chordata; Mammalia; Primates; Hominidae
Gene: TEAD1
Product: TEA domain transcription factor 1
Exons: 9
Coding region: 1079-2032 (317 amino acids)
Biological process (GO): embryonic organ development; hippo signaling; regulation of transcription by RNA polymerase II
Cellular component (GO): transcription regulator complex
Molecular function (GO): DNA-binding transcription factor activity, RNA polymerase II-specific; RNA polymerase II cis-regulatory region sequence-specific DNA binding
Source: RefSeq, a predicted model, not a curated record
GAUGGAGUCUUGCUCUAUUGCCCAGGCUUAAGUGCAGUGGCUUGAUGAACACAGCUCAUUGCAGCCUUGACCUCCCAGGUUCAAACAAUCCUCCCACCUCAGGCUCUUGAGUAGCUGGAACCACAGAAGUGCACCACCACACCCGGCUAAUUUUUUUUUUUUUUUUUUUUUUGGUGGAGACUGGGUGUCUCUAUGUAGCCCAGGCUGGUCUUGAACUCCUGGGCCCAAGUAAUCCUCCCACUUCAGCCUCACAAAGUGCUGGGAUUAUAGGUGUGAGCAGCCACACCUGGUCCUUCCCCUUUCCCUUUUUCUUUAUUGCCUCUUUUUCAAAGGUUAAUGUAAGCUUUUUGGAAAUUCACAUGGUCUUCCUGACAGUUACAGGGCAAAGUAGUAUCUACACCCUGGGAACACCUAGCAGAUCUUUCUUAGAAGCCCCUAGCAGUUGUUUAUGAGCUUUGAUUUUUUAAAAAACUCUUUUGCUUUUGCCUUGCUUUUGAUGCCUUGAUGUGUUUUUUUCAUCACCUUUGGUUAUAUUAGUAAGCAUUGAAGCACCCUCUUUGCUGGUACUUGGUGUCUUAGCCUGAAGCUCCCUUUGACGUUCCCUGGAGGUGGAAAGCACUCUUUUUAUUUUGAUGUCGCCAUUUUGUUUUUACUUUGAUGGCAUUUGGGCCUGGAAUAUAGACACUCUGUUGGCACCGGGAGCCUUUAUAUGCCUACAAGGCUCAAAGCCCUGCCUGUGCCCACCGGGCCUGUCUCAUACCAGGAGGCUGACUAUUUCUGUCUGUCCUGGGGAAGCCACAGAACCAGUGCAAAGGAGUUGGGGGGUAGUUUUUUAUUAUUGCUGUUGUUGGGUGCCCUUCUCAAUCACUGCCUUUCUAGAUAGCCAUCUGGAUCACCUUUUCUUCCUAAAAUGUGAGAAGGCCCACACCCCUAUGCAUUUUAUUGUUCCCAAGUAUUAUAUGUUUGUGUACAUAUAUACAUAUAUAUAUAUUUUUUUUUUUUUUAACCGAAGAAAAAAAAAUCCCUUUGUAUACAAUCCUUUUAACAAAUUGUUUAUUAUUGUAUCCAGGUAACAAGCAUGGAUCAGACUGCAAAGGAUAAGGCCCUGCAGCACAUGGCGGCCAUGUCCUCAGCCCAGAUCGUCUCGGCCACUGCCAUUCAUAACAAGCUGGGGCUGCCUGGGAUUCCACGCCCGACCUUCCCGGGGGCGCCGGGGUUCUGGCCGGGAAUGAUUCAAACAGGGCAGCCAGGAUCCUCACAAGACGUCAAGCCUUUUGUGCAGCAGGCCUACCCCAUCCAGCCAGCAGUCACAGCCCCCAUUCCAGGGUUUGAGCCUGCAUCGGCCCCAGCUCCCUCAGUCCCUGCCUGGCAAGGUCGCUCCAUUGGCACAACCAAGCUUCGCCUGGUGGAAUUUUCAGCUUUUCUCGAGCAGCAGCGAGACCCAGACUCGUACAACAAACACCUCUUCGUGCACAUUGGGCAUGCCAACCAUUCUUACAGUGACCCAUUGCUUGAAUCAGUGGACAUUCGUCAGAUUUAUGACAAAUUUCCUGAAAAGAAAGGUGGCUUAAAGGAACUGUUUGGAAAGGGCCCUCAAAAUGCCUUCUUCCUCGUAAAAUUCUGGGCUGAUUUAAACUGCAAUAUUCAAGAUGAUGCUGGGGCUUUUUAUGGUGUAACCAGUCAGUACGAGAGUUCUGAAAAUAUGACAGUCACCUGUUCCACCAAAGUUUGCUCCUUUGGGAAGCAAGUAGUAGAAAAAGUAGAGACGGAGUAUGCAAGGUUUGAGAAUGGCCGAUUUGUAUACCGAAUAAACCGCUCCCCAAUGUGUGAAUAUAUGAUCAACUUCAUCCACAAGCUCAAACACUUACCAGAGAAAUAUAUGAUGAACAGUGUUUUGGAAAACUUCACAAUUUUAUUGGUGGUAACAAACAGGGAUACACAAGAAACUCUCCUCUGCAUGGCCUGUGUGUUUGAAGUUUCAAAUAGUGAACACGGAGCACAACAUCAUAUUUACAGGCUUGUAAAGGACUGAACGUGGUUAUUUAUAUAUAUAGAUAUCUGUAUAUACACACACACAUAUGUGCACACACACACUCUCUCUCCAUUAUCGAACGACUGACUGUAAACCUCACCACACAGGGUGGUGCCCUGGCCCCGAGGUCACCCCGACUUUUCUAAAUCUUGUUUGAGUGAAGUCAUUUUUUCAUGUGUUCAUACUAUCAUUGUAGCUGUGAAGUUCUGGUACAGUUGUAAAAAGAGAAAUUGAGUUGUUUCUCUAUGUUCUUCAGAUGUGCAGCCCACAAUUCCUCGGGAAAGGUGAACCUGAACAACCCAAGUCUCUCUCUGCAGAGCCCUGUUUCUAAUUGUGGUAGAAAAUAUUGAGACAGAGCAUUUGCCAUGGGACAUUUACAGCCUUUAUACAAAUGUAUUUAGUUCUCUUUUUUCCAACAUAAAAUUCUUGUUUUAAGAUACAAGUAAAAUUAAUCUUUAAAUAUAAAUGUAAAUUAGUACACAAAACUAAGAAUCUUUAGACUUAUCUUUGUAACUAAUUAGGGUGGAAGUUAUGAAAGAAUGUAAUUCACUAAAUUAUUUUUUAAAUGAAACCUUUUUUUUUCUUUUUGAAACCAAAUGUUAAACUAUAGCCUUAAGAAAUGCUUGGUAGAAGUGUCCUAAUGAGACAAAUUUGUACUUUUUUCCUCAAGGUUAACACUAAUCUCCUAAUCCAUUAAACUCUUGAACAGGUAUUACAAAGGAAGAAAACUUCACCCCUUAUCCUUAACAUAUAUAGUAUAUUUAAAAAAUAUAAAAUUGUAUUGUACUAAUGUGAUGAUUGAUUAUUUAAUGAAAAAGAAAAGAUGGCUCUUUUUGCAAUAAGUAGAUACAUACUGAAAAAAAUCUAAACUUACAAUGUUUAUAGUCUUGUGUGUGCAGUUAUAUUUUAUAUGGACAACCAAAUUUUUUAUUAAGAUGAAUAAAUAUUUGAACCACUGAAUUUUAAUAACAAAAUUUUAAAAUUGGCGUGAAUACUGAAUACUGCACUGUGAGAUGCAAAGUAUACAGAAUCUGUGGCUGGGAGAAAAUUUCAUCAAAUAGACAAGUAAAAGGCUCAUCAGUUUUAGCAUCUCUGCUCCCCAGAAAAUUGUAAGCAUCCUCACCAGCCUGUGGAUACAUUCUUUAUUUCUAGUGACCCAAUAUGCAUAUUAACCUGCUGUAACUAGGGCUAUAUGUGUAGGUAUGUGUAUACAUACACACAAAUGCACAUAUAGAGUUACUCAACACAUUUAGUGAACACUUGUUUAGUGUCACUCAGUUGGCUAGGUGCUGAUAUGUAUGUAUAUCUCAAUGUGUCUGUAGACUUAGAUACAUCCUCUCAAAGCACAUCCAUUUCCUUAGCCUCUCUCAGUAAGUUACAGUACUUGUUUGACUUAGGUUUAAGAGGCCCAGCUACCUAUCUCUGACCUUUUCAAAUAGGCUCAUUUGGGAGAUUCUUUUGCCAGGAGAGAUUCAACUUUCCAGUCUAAGUAUUCCAGAGCAUUGCCCCGGCAGAGUUGGUUUGAUGUGGCCAGAUGUUUUGAGUUAUUUCCCAUAAGUGUUUCACUGGGGAGAGAACAGGGAGUACUCCUCCAACUUCCCAAAGAAAUAUGUUUUUAUAAGUGGUAGGAACAUGUGCACACAAUAGAACAUGAAAUAAGUUUUUUAACUUGUAAAACAUGUCAAGAAUUUUCCACCAAGCUAGAAAAUAAAAAACUUAGUUCUACCACAUCCAGUUAACUUACACACCCCCUUCCCUGUCUCAACACCUGCUUUGACCCUGCUUUUGUAUUAUUACAUCAGUCAGCAUCUUGUGGUCCCUAACAUGAGGGUGUGGCUGGCUCGUGGGAAACAGCAAAACACUGACUAAGCCUGACCUCUCCCAAAUUGGGAAGACCAGAGGAGAAAGUGCAAAACUGUCCCCAUUUGGAAUGCCCAUUCCUUCUGGAAACGAGUUAGACAGUGCUCCUCUGCCCUUCAUAAACAGACUAGUGUUGGUUCCCUGAUUCCAGGCUGGCCUGUGAAGGAUUGCCCUAGGUGUCCACUUUCAUGGUCGUCACAUUUACAAUGACUUCUGUUGAACCACCCCUCUUAGGGAUGUUUCUUUUGCUCUUAUUUCCUGCAUCUUUCCUUAAGGGAAGCCCUAUCCUCUCCCAGGACCAGGAGUGUAUGACCAGGCGAGCACAAAUGGCUAAAAGCCAAGCUGUCCUAGAACUUCAGUGGGAGAGCUGUCUGGUUCAUAUUCUACCCAGGAAUGGGACUUUUCAGUGCAGCCAGGAGGGCUCUUGGGAUUUCCUUUCCAAAGCACAAAAAUACUGGGACCCAAGAAGAACAGCUAGAGGACAACUCUGUUGGCGCAGAGAUGAUCACAGCCCAGUCUGCUGACCUCACAGGGUCAGCUGGCCCCCCCUGGUGCUUCACCACCUGCAUCCUCUUGCUCAGAAUGCCUUUGCAGUUGAGUUUUCUGGGUUUCUGUGAUUGACCUUGAGGUUUACUCCUUGCUCUUACAACAUUUCCAAAGAUUUUUAAAAGUUUACUACUUGUCUUGUUCUUCUAAAGCUUUCUCCAGGACAGAUAUUUUCCCUAUCUUAACUACUGGUCCAGUCAUCCCAGUGGGCUUCUCUUUGUCUCUCCCAGAUUAGACCUUUGGGUGAGAUUGGCAUCACAACAUCUAAUCUGAGUCUGUCUUUUGUCCUUCAUUCUGUAUGGCAGUCUCCCUUUGUUAUAAAAACUUUCUAAAGCAUGCUAAAGAAGCCUUCCCAGAGCCCCAUCUCACUUCUAUUCCAGGUGCUCUAUCCCCUCGAGACCCUCUGGUGCCAGGCUUGCUUCACGGCCAUCUUGUGUUGUCACUGCAGAGUUUGGAGGCCAGUUUUCCACAGCCUGAACAGGGAGGAGCUGCAGAAUGGGGCUCGGGGCUCUGGUCUCUGGGCAUUCAUUUCCAUCAUAGAGGCUGAGAAUAAAACAAGGACUUCUUCACACGUUCUAGAACCCCAGAAUGGCCCAAGCUACCUGAGACCAGGGUUUCUCAACCUUGACACCAUUGACAUUUUGGACUGGGUAAUUCUUUGUUCUGCAGAGCUGUCGUUUGCACUGUAGGAGAUUUACUAAUAUCCCUGGCCUCUACCCAGUAGUACCAUUAGCACCUCUUCCCCACCCAUCGUGUCUCCAGACAUUGCCAAAUACCCCACUGGGUGCAAAAUGAUCCCCAGUCAAGACCUGUUGCCCAAGAUGUUACAGGUCACAAUGACCACAUUUGAAAUUGUUUUCCCUUUCGUUUUACCCCGUGAAAGCAUCUCCCCUAGAGCCUUGCAAGAGGCAGGUGACAUCGUGUCCAUAUUUCUUCUUCUUUCAAAACUUCCGUUUCACAACAAUUUCUCUCUCGCUACAAGUAUUCUUUCACUCAGCACUGGGGAAGUUGGGAACAGCUGGUCACCAUCAUCCCUUUAAUCAACUCACACCUGUUUAAAGAGUGUUUCUGAUUUGACCUUCAUCCCUUAGUUUAUUGGGGUUAAAAAAAGUCUCAGCAAUUUUCAUUAUUUCUCAUGGGUCUCAUUAUCAAACCUUUACUUAUUUCAGCAUAUUUCCUCUGGGCUUCUUCUGGUUUCUGCCUUACAAUCAAUGCUGUUUUGUAAAUUUAUUGAAACCUCUGGAACAUUUCACCUUUAGAGAUGGAGGAUGGAGGGAUUGGUACCAGAAGAGGGCUUAGAUAAAUUUUCUGUUUUGAGCUGAAAGCACAGUCUACUCUCCUUCGUUUUAUCGAUGAGAAAGUUGAGGCCAGAGGGGAGGUGACAUGUUUAGAGUCACCCAGCUGGUUAGUGACAGAAAAAGGGUGAGACUUGUCUAGGGUUCCUGCCACUUUGGUCCCUGGCCUCUCCUGGGGGAGGCUGCUGUUCUUUGGUGCUGUAAGCUUAAUCCCUCAGAAUGUGUAGACAGGUCAGCUUAGAAGAGAUGGGGAGAUUCAGGAUCCCCCUGUGCCAGAGCACAGCCUCACCAGAUGCUGCUUCCCACACUGAAGUGUCCUGUCUGACUGUUACUAUCUGAGGCAUCCACAAGCAAGUAGGAAAGCUGGCGAGCCAUUUUACUUCCUGAGGACAAUUCCCCAGCCACAGGCUCUGAGUCAAAUUUCUAUUUGGUAAGCAUCCUAGCAGCAAAGUCCUGCACUCAGACCAGCCAAAAAACAGCCCCCGUUCCAAGUACUUGGUGUCAGAAGUCCCCGAAUGACUUUUAAACCCAAGUCUUCUUAAGGUUUCAGUACUGUGGUGGCUUUAGCAGUUGUUUUUGUGCAACUAUAAAUUAUUUGAAUCAUCUGAGAUGACAGUCAAUUUUACAAACCAGGUACAUAUUAAUUUGUAUAAUUUUGUAUAUGCUCUGGUACACUAUACCUGAACUAACGAAGAGUAGAACUAAUUCUGUUUGUCAGUGUUCACAUUUGUGACAUUAGGAGGAUAUGUCUGCAUUGCUUAUUUCUUUAUGUUGGUGUUUCUGUGGCAAAGCCCUGCACAUGGCAUUUCUGAAAAGCCUUAAAUCUUUAAGAUGUUGCAUGUAGGGUAUGCAGUGCAAAAGGCUGCCUCGGAACUGUGAGCCCUUUUGUAAGCUGGAAGCAUUUCUCUUACUACUGUUACUUUUGUAGGAAGUUUUCAAUUCAGAGCUGCCAAAGUGUUCCCGUAAGCAGUGCCUUAGUAAUACCUUAGUCAUGCCGCCAGCCUUUUCUUACACCAAUUCCUAAUGUUCAUUUACGAAUUGGCCCAAUAUUGGAAACGAAACAAGCAAAAAUUGUCUUCAUUUUUGUUUUGUAAGCCCAUUUUUUCUCCAGUUCUAUAGGAAACUGACUGCUUGGUCUAAAAUCCGAAACUGGACACAAGUCAGUUCUUUCACCACACUCUCAAAUGUAUAUACCAAAACAAAAGGUUGCAACUUCAUAGUUUACUAUGAAAAGCAAAUUGUACUUUUUAAUGUUGCCUUUUAAAUUCAUGACCAAAUACUUAGCUAUUUGUGAAUCUUCUGCACUCUAGCAUGAAAGUGCCUUUGGUUUGAGAUUCCAGCUUAGAAAAGUGCUGCCAUAAUAACGAUAAUUUGUAGAGAGACCAAAAAUAUUUUGAGAUCACCGUAAUGCCUUUGGUUUACCGGGAUGAGUAACCAACCACAGGCCUCUGUUCACAAGAGCACGACGUGGUCCCCGCCUGCUGCUAGUCUGUCUGCCAGUGGGGGCCUCCCAACAUCCAUAGCACACUUCAGCGGAAGGACCCCAGAAACUGUUGUGUUUGUGUGUGCCGAUGACCUAGUGUGUCAUUUCACCUCAUCACCCAGCCCUGCGUCCGGAUGAGGGGACUUCCGCACAAACGACAGAAUCUCGGCCAGUGGACAGAUACUACAGCUUUCUCCUCCUCCUUGUGUUCGUGUUCAGUCUCUGUGGAGACUUUCUUUUCCAUUCAAAUGACAGUGCGCACUUAUCUGGUUUACACAAUGAUACCAUUUUGAAAGUUGGAAGCCUCAAACUGAGACGACAGUGCAGAACAAAACAAAAGUGAGUUAGGGUCGUUACAAUUGAAGUGUUCUUAGGGCAAACAUGUUGACUCCGAGUAUUGUGUAUGAAUGUGCUACGAGAAACUUCCAAAGAGCACCAUUCACAAUUUGGCAUUUUCAAAGAAUGUUCCAGCCCUCAAAGGGGCAACUCUUUAAAGUCCUUGUUGGCUUUUAUCCAAACGUUGUAGAAAUUGGGAAAGCUUGAUAGAGGUAAGGAAGAUGAGUGAAAAGGACAAGAAGGCCAAACACCAGCCAAAAAGAAACCAGGAAAAAAAAGAUUUUCUUUGCUAAUAUAGAUGUAAAAAUAACAUCAGACAUCUUUGAAAAUUAGCCUCUAAACUCUUAAUACAUAUGUUCUGUGUGUCUCUACCUGGUGUCUUUAAGAAUAUCCUCUCUGGGCUCUGAAAUUUAGGAGUGAUUCUUAUCCACUCCAAGUUGUGAGUAUUUAUAGAAAUUUGUGCAAACAAACAAAACUAUCAAAUGAAAAGAAAAUGUACUCAACCUAAGUUAUAGUUAGCUGCUGGAAUUCUCAACUCCUCCCUGCCAGCACUAUACCACAGUGUGGAAGAAAUUAGUCAAAUGCUUGUUUUCCUGCUUCUCUUUUCAACUGUUACUGUGCUUUGUUUGACAAUAGUUUUCUCUCUUAAAGUCAUUGCUUAUAUCGUUAAGAAUGAAGGUUUGUGUUUAAAGUUUAUUGCAUUGCAAAGGGUAGUUUCACUGAAGUCAUGCACCGUUAAAUAAGAUGAAAUAUUUGUAUUUAUUGUCCUACUUCCGAAGCCGUAACUUCUUUUACUCUGUGAAUUUGCAUUGAGUCACUCAUGCUACACUACAUCGCUUUAGUAUUUGAGAUGGCAUUUAUGUUUCCUCUCGUUUAUCAUGAAAUGGGGUCAGAUUCCAUCAGAUUCCACCUCUGUCAGGUGGACUCUUGUCUGCCUUCCAUGAUGAGAUUUUUUUUCUCCUUCCCCUUUCUGUAAGAGAGGCUGACAGAUCUAGGUGUCAAUCAAUUGGAAACCAGUCUCUGAUUUUUUUUCAUCAGUCAUUUUCUGUCAUUAGUUUCACUGUGUAAAUUAGAUAUCAACUGCACUUCUUUAAAAAAAAAAUACAUCUCCCUAUUACCUCCUUGAAAGAUUUACUUCUGUAGGCCUUUUUCAAUAGGCUCAUGACUGCAGACUAGAAAAAAAACAAGUAAAAACAAAAACAGUAUGUGCCUGAAAAUGACAAAAAAAAAAAAUUUGUAACAUUUAAAAAAGAAACCUGAAUAGCCUUUAAUUCUUUAAUAAUACACUUAAAUUUUAUGUAAAUCGGUUUUUGCCACGUGUGUUUGUUCACAUUCUAAAUGACUUAAUGGGAUUCUCACGGUCUGUGUCUUUGUGUCACGUGUAUAAAAUGGGCUUGUGAUGUAAGCGUUUCAUCUGGUCAGUGGUUCCUUUGAUAUUGUACUGCUGCUGGGAGUGGGCUGUGGAACCUGCCUUCGGGUAACUGGGUUCCUCUUGGGUAGAUUGGAGAGAUGGGGGUGGGCGUGGGCAAAUUCUCACACAUGUUUUCUUAACCUAUUUGCAGAAACUUUCAAAAGGCAUUUGAUUAAACCUCUUGGCAGUACAGUAUUCUUGUAUUUGUUAACGUCUGUGUUUAGGUACUGGUACCUUUUUGUUUUAAAAUGUUCUAAGUGUUGGCUUUAAAGUGAAUUUAUCUUUAGUAUGAUAGUUAUAUGAAAAUUAUAGGAUUUGUGUGCAGAGAAUUUUUUUAUAAAGUGCUUUGUAAAAAAAAAAAAAAAAUGUAUUCUAGCUUUUGCGGUACAUAUGUGUGAUAACUUUAAUACCCAUGACAGUUAAGUGCAAUUAUUUCAUCACUCUAAAAAUGCUAUUUUUGUGUCAGUUCCUGCAGGUGUUUUCAUGUCUUUGCAAAGUGACACAUUUUGAUGCCUUCUUGAUAAAGUGGUAGACAUUUUGUAGCUUUCUAGAAACUUUGUAUUCAUACGGUAUCAAUGAAAAAUAAAGAAAAUGAAAGUGUGGGUCA